AUGGAAUAUAAACUGGAGUUAAUGGUGCUUCUUGUGCUGCUGAUCACAGCUUCAUCUGUCGGCCUGAGGAGAGAAGAAUUUACUGAAGCAGUGGCAUAUUUAAGGAAGUACGGCUAUCUGCACAUCCCACUGGACAGUAAAGGCCAAAACCAUCCAGCUGAGGAGAUAGUGGAAGCACUAAGAAUCUUUCAGAAAGCAACGAACCUUCAAAUAUCAGGAAAACUAGAUUCAGCCACUCUGGCGAUGAUGAACAGACCUCGGUGUGGACUGGAAGACUCUUUCAAUAACAAAUCUCUCAAAUAUCGAGUCAUGGGCCACUGGCGUAAGAAGAUGCUGACCUACAGGAUCUACAAUUACACCCCUGACUUGGGUCAGAGUAAGACCCGUUUGGCCAUCCAGAGUGCUUUUAAGUACUGGAGUGAUGUGUCACCUUUAAAGUUCAAGGAGCUGCAGCGAGGAAGAGCAGACAUCAGGAUCUCCUUUCACAGAAAAGACAAGUCGUGUCCAGUUCCCUUUGAUGGACGAGGUCAUGUUUUGGCCCACGCUGAUGCCCCUGAGUCAGGCAUUGUGCAUUUUGACGAAGAUGAAGUGUGGACAGAAGGAAAGAACUCCGGCUCCAACCUGAGGAUCGUUGCAGCCCACGAGAUAGGCCACGCUCUCGGCCUGGGACACUCACAACACUACAGCGCACUGAUGGGACCUGUUUACAAUGGAUACCGCUCAGACUUCAAGCUACAUCCGGAUGACAUACGAGGGAUCCAGGCUUUAUAUGGAAAGCCGGGGAAGACUCCUCCGCCCAGAAAGCCAAGUCACAUUGUACCAGGAGGUAUUCCAAAUCCUUGCAAGGCCACUCUGGAUGCAGUGAUGCUGGGUCCUUUGCGGAAGACAUAUGUCUUCAGUGGUCAGUACGUGUGGACGAUGUCCAGCUCUGGCUACAACACUCCCGUCCUGAUCUCUGCACUGUGGAAGGAGCUGCCAGGGAGCCUCAAUGCAGCUGUUCACUCUCAGCGGACCAGCAAAUCUUAUUUUCUGAAAGAUGACAAAGUAUGGAGAUACUCAAGCUUCAAACUUGACCACGGAUUCCCUAAACGCCUGGCCAACAUUCCUGCUAAUAUUGAUUCAGCCUUCUACUUCAAUAAGAACAAAAAACUUAUCUUUUUCAAAGGCUCUGGAUACUGGCAGUGGGAUGAAAUUGGCUCGACAGACUUCAGCUCAUAUCCCAAACCUAUUGGACAGCUCUUCCACGGGGCUCCCAGUAACACUGAUGCUGCGUUCACAUGGACAAACGGCCACAUAUACUUGUUUAAAGGCACUCAGUACUGGCGUGUAAACCAGCACCACCGAGCAGUGGAGAAGGCCUACCCUCUGAGCAUCGCCGCACGCUGGAUGCAGUGUGACGACUGAGCCACAAGAGGACACCGGGGAUUCAACACAAAUGUGACCCUGCAGAAUGAUUCAGUAUAAAAACAGAGAGAUGCUUAUUUAUUUGAAGGAAUUAGAGUAUUAUUAUUUUUUGGAAACACAGGCUGCAUGAAAUCAACACAAAUAAUUUGUAUUUUUUUGUUUAUAUUAUUAUUUAAAAAGUAGUUAUUCACAUACAUGCAAUAGAAUAAGACAAACUAAGACUUGGGUCUGUGUGAUUCAGUAAGAUUAAAUGUUGUUAUCCAUUGACAAGGUGUUUACAAUAGCUUUUUCACAUCAGACAUUUUGACUGUCAUUGUAGGAAAAGCACAGUUGUUGCUAAUAAUGUUAAUGAUUGCUUUAUUAUUAUUUACGCCUGUGCUUUCCCCCAGUCAUGUCUUGCAUGUGAAAAGCCUGUUGCAAGGACUAUUGAAUAACAGUAAGCACCCGCACACCUGCGAUUCACCUCAACCAGAACCAUAUUUAAAUCGACAUCUGCCUCAUUCUCAUGUUAGUUUUGUUGCAGCUGUGUGAAACAACUCACAUCUUUGAAUUCUUAUCAGAACAUCCUCUUAAAGCCUCACAGCUGUAAAGUCCUUAAUAAACGUCAGUUCUUAAUAUUUCUGUUUUAACAUUUCUUUCGCAGAGAACAACCAGAGUUGAAAAUUAAAUGUGUAGGCUGUCUAUUGUUUUCAAAUAAACUAAUCAAAUGAAACUAAAAUCAAUACUUGUGUCACCUCUGAACAACUUCAACCUCAGCCAGAGCAAAACAAAUGAAACUGAGAACACUCGUGUGGGUGCGCAGGGACUUGUGGCUAAAAGAGAUUUUUUUUCAAAGAUGAAAUAACACCUGCUUCCUCUCAGUACACUCAAUGGUUUUGCUGCUGUACUUAUGACAGCUAAUGUUAGUCAGUGUUAGCAAACUUAAGAUGGGUUUUGUUUGUGGAGUAACUGCCAUCACUGACUGUUAAAGGAGCAGUAUUUAUGUCAGCUGUGGCUCAGGAGGUAGAGCGGGUCGUCCUCUAAUUGGCAGUUAGAUCCCAGGUUUCUCCUCUGUCUGCAUGUCGAGGGAUAUCUUUGGACAAGAUACUGAACCCAAAUUGCUCCUGAUUGGUGUGUGAGUGCAUUUAUACUGAUUUGUACCUUGGCCACUGGUGUGUGAAUGGGUGUGAAAAGGUGAAUGUGAGUCUGUUGUGUAAAAGUGCUUUCAGUGGUCAGAAGACUAGAAAGGUGCUGUACAAUUCAAGUCCAUAUUUAGGAUUAAGUGGCAUCUAGCAGUGAAGUUGCAGAUUGCAAUCAACUGAAAACCCCUCUGCUCACUCCUCCCUUUCCAUACGGAGUUGAACCUAUGGUGGCCUUCAGAUAACAUAAAAACCUGAAAGCAUGGACAUAUAAAGAGAACUUGAUACAGCUUUAGAAGCAAGGCUCUGUCAGUCUUAUGAAAGUUGCUGAGUGGCACAUUAAGCUAAAAAAGUUUGACUUCCUGGGUAUAAAAUUACCCAGAUCUUCCACAUUGUUGGGCCCAUAGAGCAAGCGUACCAGAGAUUUCAGCUGGCCAAGCAGCUAACUUCCCUUAAAUAGGGAUAAAAUGAUUUAAUUGUGCAGCUGUUCUAGACUUUUGAAAUGUUAUCAGACUGAAGUGAUCAAAUCCCAAUAGUGAAAUGAGUCAUUUCAUGAGGGUUGUGAUGCUCGAAGAAAUUCAUUCAGUGAUUGACAGACGUCUCUUUUACGAUGUAAGACGCUGUGAGUGGCUGCAAUGUCAAAUUGGCUUCAAAGCCCAGCGCUGUUACUUGGGGCUUGCAUGCAAGGUUCUGUCUUGUGUUUGGUAUGUCCAAUCUGGGCUACUGUAGAAACAUGGCGGUGCAACAUGGCGGGCUCCAUGGAGGAGGACCUGUUCCCUAUGUAGAUACGAGAUACUCUUUAUAAACUAACACAAGUAUUAGUAGUUUUGGGUAAUUAUACACUAAUGAAAACAUAAUCAUAAGUAUUUUAUUCCAUUUUCUGCCAACAGAUCCCCAGAAAUCUAUAGAUUGCUCCUUUAAUUAUUGCUUUUGGUGUAACACAGUCUUGCUUUUAGACACAUUAGACAAAAACAACACGCUAUCAAGCUGUCUUAUUC
Messenger RNA from Epinephelus moara (kelp grouper), 3520 nucleotides. RefSeq names its product matrix metalloproteinase-19-like. Bases 1 to 1404 code for a protein of 467 amino acids. Lineage: Eukaryota; Metazoa; Chordata; Actinopteri; Perciformes; Serranidae. Gene Ontology annotation, molecular function: zinc ion binding; metalloendopeptidase activity. The transcript is spliced from 9 exons. Gene Ontology annotation, cellular component: extracellular matrix. The record is from RefSeq and is a predicted model, not a curated record. Gene Ontology annotation, biological process: extracellular matrix organization; collagen catabolic process; proteolysis.